Kogia breviceps (pygmy sperm whale) is the source of this 409-nucleotide messenger RNA. RefSeq names its product family with sequence similarity 25 member A (gene FAM25A). The record is from RefSeq and is a predicted model, not a curated record. Lineage: Eukaryota; Metazoa; Chordata; Mammalia; Artiodactyla; Physeteridae.
CAGGGCUCCUGCCAGGCAUCAAAGACAUCUAUAAAAGCAGACUGGUUCAGGCCCCAGCAUCCCGCUCGAUCACCACCUGUCGCCACACAAUGUUGGGAGGCCUGGAGAAGCUUGCCGCCGAGGGUCUGGCCCACCGCACGGAGAAGGCCACCAAGGAAGCUGUUGACAUCGUGGAGGGAGUGGUGAAGGAGGUGGUGGAGCCUGCCAAGGAGGCUGCAGAGAAUGCCAUUGCUGAAGCUUUAAAGAAGACCCAUGAGACAAGGGACAAAGUGGUAAAGGAAGUCGCUGAAACAGUGACCGGCACAGUCACAAAUGCUGUCACGCACGCAGCAGAAGGCCUGGGCAAACUGGGACAGUGAGCAUGCCUGCCACUAGCAGGCUCUUCCUGAAUCGCAAUAAAAAGCUGUGA